GAAGAGGUCGCACCCUCGCGCCUUCUGAAUGCUCUCCAGGAGUCAAACCCCCAAAAACCCCCAUUAGUACGCGCGAUUUAUAGUAAAAUACUACUCUCUGGGUCUCAAGGCCUGACAUGGUCUAUAUUAUUGAUUACAAUUCAUGUAAUUAACCCCUAAUUAUUGCAGGUCACCUCGGACGAGCAAAAUUCUCUCCUACGCGAUUGUCUUUUGGCUCUCUCUCACUCUCGACGGGCUCCAAUGCACCUGUAUAUCGUUGUGUUUUCUUUUUAUUUCAGUGGAAAAUUCCUUAGCUGCCAGUGUGAAUAGUGGUGAUAAAUAGAUAAAUAAUCGCCUUGUGGAUUGCAUGAACCGGAUUGAGCAAGUAAGACUGUUACAAUUUCUCUAAGAGUCGAACAAUAAAUACUGAUUAGUGAUUCGCUUGAAAUGCACUAUAAAUUUAAGUGUUUUCUAACGUUUAAUGCAGAAAUUUGGUUUUCACACUCGUGAAAUUAAUAUUUGUACAUUUGUAUAUAGAAACUGAGCAUAUAAAAAGUCUUUUCUUGCACAUAUUGUUCACAGACUUCAGCAGAAACGUGCUCAAAUUGUUAACUCUCUGUAUCUCCGAAACAAAUCAUAGGAUCUUCUUGGGCCUACGAGAACUUCAGGAGGUCGAGAAGCAUAACAUAUUUCAAUUUCAUGACAAUCGUGAAAUUUCUUUUUCCUCAUAAGAUCCGUGAGUGGUCCUUUACACUAAUAAUAAGUGGCGCUAUAUACAUUUCUAAUAAUUGACAUGCAAGAUGUUUACUUGCCAGGCAUGUAUACUCCUAAAUCUUAUAGUUACUGAUAAAUAAUUUUGUAAUUUGAAGGUGCUUCUUUUUAACAACAAACAAAGGUUAACAUUUUUGUUUACAUUUUUCCACAUAAAUACAAAUUAUCUCUUAACCUCUCAUUUAAAUGAUAAAUAUUAAAUGUUACGUAUCUUACAGGCUGAAAUAAUACUUAUGCAUAAUCAUUAGCUACUGAUUGAUCAAGUAGGUACCUAUAACGUCAGAUAAGGGCAUUGAAAACGUUCACUUGAAUAAAAAGUUUAAUUUGAAUAGUAAAAAAUAUUUAUCUGGAAUGAUUUAAGAGUGAUUGAAAUACAAUUUUGGGUAAAUAUGGAGAAGGUUACCUAUGCCGAAUCCAAAGGCCCCACUUUUGGUAAAAGACAUGUACAAGCAAUUCUACAGUUUUUCUCCAUCGUUCUGGAAAUGGCAUCUCGCGCUUGCGUCUCCCUUUCCAUCAUUGCAAUGACUGACAGCACAACAUCAUCUAACCCAAAUAUACCAACUUAUGACUGGUCUAACACCAACGUGAUCCUCUCAUCAUUUUACUGGGGCUACAUAGCUUUACAACUACCAGCAGCUCAACUAGUCCAUUCCUAUGGAAUAAAAUGGUUUUUGUUUGCCGCAAUGCUGGUCAACUCCUUAUCAAUGACUUUAAUACCUACAUUUGCAGCAUUGCUGGGUUCAACAGGGGUAAUGAUUUGCAGGGCCGUUCAAGGUGUGUCUCAGGGAUUUUUUUAUCCGUCCAUGCAAACCAUGUUGGGAAGAUGGGCACCUGAGGAAGAACGAAGUCGAAUGUCCAUGCUGGUUUAUACUGGAAGUGCCAUUGGCACAAUUUUGUGUGGUCCAAUUAAUGGUUACAUUUGCGAAUCUCACUAUGGCUGGCCAGGAACUUUCUAUCUCUUUGGGGGUUUGGGGUUUGUUUGGUGCAUUUCCUGGUUCUUUUUUGGGUUCAGCACUCCUGCAAGCCAUCCUACAAUUAGUGCUGAAGAAAGGCUAUACAUUGAAAAGUCUUUGGGUCAGGAUAAAGGUGUAGAGAAUGUCCCUACUCCUUGGACAUCGAUACUAACAUCAAUGCCAUUUUACUCAGUUGUACUUGCUACAGUUGGCAUCACAUUUGGAGCUGCCUUUUUAUCCAGUGAUAUGCCAACGUAUUUGAAAAAUGUUGUUGGAUAUUCUACAAAAACUAACGGAAUUUUGUCAUCAGUACCAACAAUCGCGGGUAUCGCUUCUAAUUUCAUUUUCGCUUUGGUAUCAGAUUUCAUUGUCACUAGAAACUACGUGAGCAAGUUGAAUUCCAGAAAGAUAUUUCAUGUUAUAGGUUCUUAUGGUCCUAGCACUUGCAUGCUCAUUCUUGCAUACCUGCCAAAAUCUGAUGUAAAUCUGACAAUGACCUAUUUGAUUAUAAACGGAGCUUUAGCUUCCAGUCAACAUUAUGGAGUAGUUAUAAACAACCUUGAUAUAUCUCCAAGAUUUGCAGGGGUUAUUGGUGGGUUCUCUUCGACUAUAUCAUCCAGUAUGUCGCUGUGUGCUCCGUUAUUGGUGCAAUUUUUGGUAACAGAUGAAACUAACGUUACACAAUGGCGGACGAUUUUUAUUAUUGCUGCCGGAUGGUACUUUGUAGGUGCUACAUUUUUUGUAAUAUUUGCAUCUGCAGAUGUGCAGCCUUGGGAUUCUGGUAAAAUAAAGAAAAAUGCCGUUGAAAAAAUAAAAAAAGAAAGCGUAACAUCUUUUAAAAGCAAUGUGUAAUAUAUUGUUGAUUUAUUGUAUUUGGGUAGUUGUGAUUUUAUGGUUGAUAUUUUAUUCAGCAUUGGUAAAUACAUAAUCAGCUGCUCUUUGGAUUUUUUCAAAGUAGCAGCUCUGAUGACUGGGAAAUUGAAAAUAUGCAUCAAAUAAAAUGUCGAAGAACAUUUUUCAAAUACAAAAAUUGAUAAAAACAUCUUGCAUCAAAGUAAUGGAAUAAUAAUUGAUAAUAUUACUGAUAUAAUUAAGUGUUUGCUACUUUGCACAUCUCUCAAGGAGAUUCUUUCACUUGAAAAUAGGUAUGGAUUUGGUCCAUUUUUGGAAUAAAACUGUGGCUACACCAGUUGUCCAAAACUAUUGACAUCCCUAGCCGUCUCCUCCCUCAUCUUUGUGUAUUUACCAAGGUUGUUUUAGAGUGAUUUGAUUGUUUUCUUUGGGCCCCUUGACAGAGUUUUUUGUAGUCUAACACAAUCUUGAGUACUUUGUAUAUCCUCACAGUACUUCCUCCAAGACCUCCUCUUGGAUCCCCUCAGCUGUUUCUUGAACUUUUUCUGUUCUAGUUUUUUUCCUUAACUUUGCAAGGCUCUAGUUCCACCAGGGCACUUUUCUGGUGGAUGUCCCUGUUGUAAGUGGGCAAUUUUCAUUGAAGGCUGAGAUGAUUGCAUCAUUGAACUGAUCCACAACCAUCUCCAACUCUUCAGUGUCUUUUAUUGUCUUCCUAAUGUACGGCAGACUGUUCUCCAGGUCAGCUUUGUAUGCGUCCCAGUCUACAUUUCGAUGAUUUCGAUAAUUUACUGAAGUUGUUUUACCUGAAAUUUCAAAAUUGAUGUAUCUGUGAUCCGAGCAACUUGCCUUAUCAAAUACAUGCCAGUUUGUGACUUGAUAACUCAUGAUUUGAGGCUAUAGUGUCACAUCGAUUACCUCCUUCCUAGUUGAAUUAACAAAGAGUGAAGACUCACCUCUAUCGUUGAUGUUAGUACUUUCCCAGACUGUGUGAUGAGCAUUCGUAUCACACCCGAUGAGUAGCUGUGUCCCAUUCGUCGUAUAGUGUCUCACCAGAUCCCCUCACUUCUGGUUGGUGUUGAUUCAGGGUCAUGGUAGGGGUCGAGGAGUGACAGUCUUGGACGAGAAGGCCAGGAGCCAUAGAGAAGGACGAGAAGGCCAGGAGCCAUCGAGAAGGACGAGAAGGCCAAGAUCCAUCAAGAAGGACGAGAAGGCCAGGAGCCAUAGAGAAGACCAGGAGCUGUCCUCCCUUCUCUAUUGUCCGGCUUAGCAGGAGCCAUUCUCCCAUCAUCUCAGGCCUGGAUUUUGUAUCCCAAGACAAGUCUUGAUGACUUCUACUGAGGUCGCUUCUGGAUUUGGCACGAAAACGAGGAACCUUGGUCUUGCUGGGAGAUCCUCAGAGUUAACAGCCCUGAGUUCUGCACCCUCUGCACCCUCUCAGAGUUGGCCAAGGGGUUCGAUGCUUUUCUUGAGCUCCUUCUCUCGCCCCCAGGUCUCACAGCUCCUCGGGGCUUCAAAUUUUUGUUUUGUCAUGGUAUAAUACCUAAAAAUCCUAAAUUAUUAAUUAUAGAGGGAUUAUUAUUCAGUUAACUAUCAAUAAAGUUGUUGUGAAUUUGACUCUACUUACUUUAUUUCACUGGAUACCUCCCUAUUUGAAAUAGUUAUCUUUAAUGUUUCAUGGCUUUAUUGAUAUUCAACCCAUUGCAUAUAAAACUAUAUUCCGGGAAAUGUGACAUACAUGCCAAAAAUUUAACUCUGCAAGUACAACCUAUGGUAUUCAGCAUGAGCCUAUAACUUUGAAGCCAUAAAAUUCAAUUUAUUUUUAUUGUGCGGUCGACUGGCUGCUUCAGUAUGCCACGAAGCGAUAGUCUUUACGUCUACUACAAGGGACAAUUCUUGAAACCGAAGAACAGCGUUCUCAUGAGAACGAUUGCUCUGUCAUUGUCAGUAUUAUGGAAAUAUGAAUACGGACGACGAAGACAGAACCAUAGCUCUCAUGAGAAUG
Molecule: messenger RNA, 4557 nt
Organism: Ceutorhynchus assimilis (cabbage seed weevil)
Lineage: Eukaryota; Metazoa; Arthropoda; Insecta; Coleoptera; Curculionidae
Source: the annotation of a GenBank genome assembly